Messenger RNA from Cryptotermes secundus, 854 nucleotides. RefSeq names its product ATP synthase subunit delta, mitochondrial (gene ATPsyndelta). Lineage: Eukaryota; Metazoa; Arthropoda; Insecta; Blattodea; Kalotermitidae. The coding region runs from base 220 to 702 and encodes 160 amino acids. Gene Ontology annotation, biological process: proton motive force-driven ATP synthesis. Gene Ontology annotation, molecular function: proton-transporting ATP synthase activity, rotational mechanism. The record is from RefSeq and is a predicted model, not a curated record. The transcript has 2 exons.
UACGAGGAAUAUCCUGUUUUGGGUAUUUGGUAUCGCUGUUUUGCGGAAGUAAGAAGCAUACUAGCUCAGUCAGAAUCUGUUUAAAGUAGUAUUGAUAUAUUUUUCUCACGAGUUGUUAUAGUAUACACUGUAUCAUUCAAGAAGAUAUAGAGGAAAACAGUUACCAUUAAUGAUACAAUAAACAAAGUAACAUACAUAAAUAUUAUUUUAGGCAUAGAAAUGGCAGCGAUUGCACGAUCAGUACGGCCCGCAGUACGGUUUCUCACCCGGAAUGUGACACCCGUGUACGCCAGAGGAUAUGCGGACAUGGCGUUUACAUUUGCUGCUGGUAAUCAGGUAUUUUAUGACAAUGCAGACGUUAAGCAAGUUGAUGUACCAUCUUUCAGUGGUAGUUUUGGUAUUUUACCAAAACAUGUACCCACCCUUGCUGUUUUGAAGCCUGGAAUUGUGACUGUUUUUGAAAAUGAUGGGACAUCAAAGAAGAUCUUUGUAUCAAGUGGAACUGUUAGCAUUAAUGAAGACUCAUCAGUACAGGUGCUUGCAGAAGAAGCAUGCCCUGUAGAACAGCUGGAUGCUGCAGCUGCACGAGAAGUGUUGAGCAAGGCACAGAGCGAUCUGGCAUCUGCAUCAACUGACGUUGCAAAGGCAGAAGCUGCAAUUGCUGUUGAAGUAGGCGAAGCCCUUGUUAAAGCUGCUGAAUAAAAUUUAUUAGGAAAGUUAUUUGCAUAAACUGUCUCAGAUUGAAAGCAAAAGUGCUUCAACCCUUAUGUAUAUAUUUAGUUGUUCUGUGUUUUCAGUAAAUUAGUAAACUAAUAAUUAUUAUUAAUAAAAAGAUGUGUAACUUGCCUCGUCUA